AUGAAACAAACAAGGCAUAGUGAUGUCCACCCAAUUACAUGGAUACCAAGUCCUCAAAUGAUCAGCAAUCCAAAAGCCAUCCAACCACAUUCUGAUACUUAUCUAGAGCAUCGCCUGUGGUCAUCAAAUGCUCUGAGACCGCACUUCCAGGACGUUCCGAAGCCAAAGGUGCAUUUACAGGCUGCACAGCAAUUGCAGGUUCCGCCACUUGCGAAUCCGGCGAAGAAUCAGGACGAAAUGAACCUCACCAAUUGCAAUGUGGGGCGAGGAAACACUGUAACAUCACCAUAUUCGUCGCAGAUGUAUGAGGGGAACAAAUCAGACUUCUGGGAAAUAAAGUCGGGGGAACAGCACCAUGUCCAGUGUUUACGAGGCCAGAUGAGAAAAUGCUUGCGCUUAUUUGGCCAGAUGGAGUUGUGGAUGCAAAUGCUCGAGAUAUUCCACCACUGCCAGGCGAAGCAGAAGGACCAACAGGUGGAGAAUUUGAGCUCUGAGUGGGGAGAUUUUGUGGUGGAAACCGAGCAAAAUCCUACAAGCAAAAAGGAAAAGCAGUUAUAUAUAUACAACUUAUUACCAGCUAAUUCAUCAGGGAGAGAUGUUCCAAGAAGCAACCACAGAGAAUAUCAACCUCAUAAACUCGCUGCUGUGAAUGCGACAAUUGGCCAGGUUUUGGUCGAAGGGCCUCUGAAGGCCAUGUGCAGAUGGGAGCUGAUCAGAAAAUCCCAGGCUUACCAACUUUUCAUCUUCCGUUAUCGUUCCAGAGGAAUGAUGAAGAGGCGCCGCAUACUGAAUCCAGAAACACAUCAGUAUCAAAGUCAAUUAGUGAACUAA
Molecule: messenger RNA, 831 nt
Organism: Striga asiatica
Lineage: Eukaryota; Viridiplantae; Streptophyta; Magnoliopsida; Lamiales; Orobanchaceae
Source: the annotation of a GenBank genome assembly